Messenger RNA from Dendronephthya gigantea, 1275 nucleotides. Its product is annotated as piggyBac transposable element-derived protein 3-like. The record is from RefSeq and is a predicted model, not a curated record. NCBI's taxonomy places the organism in Eukaryota, Metazoa, Cnidaria, Anthozoa, Malacalcyonacea, Nephtheidae. The transcript has a single exon. Bases 1 to 1275 code for a protein of 424 amino acids.
AUGUAUUGGAGCAAUGGCACUCGUAUUCCAUCGAUUGCUGACACAAUGAGUGUGGGCCGGUUCGACAAGCUGAAGCAGUACCUGCAUUGCAAUGACAAUACAGAAAUGCUCCCAAGAGAUAAUCCCAACCACGACAAAUUAUUCAAAGUGAGACCAGUGAUUGAUUCCGUCUUGGAGAAAUGCAAGCUACUCCCCCAGGAAGAAAAGCACUCGAUUGAUGAACAAAUCAUUCCUACAAAGUGUAGAACUGGUCUACGACAAUAUCUCCCAAAGAAGCCACACAAAUGGGGUAUAAAGGUGUGGGCAAGAUGUGGAGUUAGUGGCAUGGUGUAUGAUUUUCAAAUAUACACUGGAAGUGGCUCUGGAUCAGAGGACGAUGAUCCCCUCCUAGGAGUAGGUGGCAAUGUUGUCAGGCAUUUGUGUAGUUCCCUUCCAAAGAAUGUUGGGCACAAAGUGUAUUUUGACAAUUAUUUUUCCUCAGUCCAUCUACUACGGCAUCUAGAACAAGCAAGAAUCUGGGCUGUUGGUACGAUUAGAGCUGAUCGAUUGAAAGGGGCGGAAAAAUUGCUAAACAACAAAAAAGAGUUGAGCAAGAAAGGACGGGGUUCUUCUGACUGGUGUGUUGAUGCUGAUACAAAUAUUACUAUAGUGAGAUGGAUGGAUAAUGGCUUGGUUCAGUUGAUCUCCAACCAUGUAGGAAAUUCCAUGGGAACACCAGCUAAGCGAUGGUCAACGAAAGAGAAAAAGCAUGUUGAAAUACCAAGACCCCAGAUAGUUGAGGAAUAUAAUGAGCACAUGGGUGGUGUCGACUUAUGUGAUAUGCUGAUGGCCUUGUAUCGAAUCAAGUUACGCUCCACAAAAUUCUACAUGCACAUCCUAUACUAUUGCCUCAACCUUUCAAUUGUCAAUGGUUGGCUGCUCUAUCGAAGACAUGCAUCCCAGAAAAAUGUACCAGGAAAAGCCCAAAUGGAUCUCCUAAAAUUUCAGACACAAGUUGCAACUGCCCUACUUAUGGUGGACAAGGUCAGAAAACCACAGCGCGGCCGACCGUCCUUGACACCCCCUCCAAAGAAGAAAACCAAGUGUCAUGUAAUCCCUACUCCCAUAGCUGAUGUGAGAUAUGAUGGGGUUGGACAUAUGCCUGAUUUUAGUGAGAAAAAACAGCGCUGUCGCCAUUGUCCAAAAGGAUAUUCAUUUAUUCAAUGUACAAAGUGCCAAGUCCACCUAUGUUUGGUGAGAGGGAAGAACUGUUUUAAAGACUUUCAUUGUAAGUAA